UAGUUUAACUCUUUGCUUUUUAGUUUUACUUGAAGUAACAAAAUACCUGUUUUAAUUAAAAUUUUUGUUCCCAAAAAGGUGCUUUGAAUCAUGCAUACACUAAUCACAGUUAUUCCACCAUUAAAGCUAGCAGGUUCUAAAGCUACCUCGAUCGUUUUAAGGAAGUGUUCAGCCGAUAGUACAACAGUUUUAGCAAAGCCUUUUGAUGCUAUUCCUGGACCACGGGGACCGCUGGGUCUCGGAAAUUUAUUUCAGUAUAUUCCUGGAAUUGGCAAGUAUAGCUUCGAUGCCCUCCAUCAAUCCGGAAUAGAUAAAUAUGAAAAGUACGGUUCAAUCGUUCGUGAAACUAUGGUUCCCGGUCAGGACAUAGUUUGGCUGUACGAUCCGAACGACAUAGCUGCCGUACUGAAUGACAAAACACCUGGAAUCUACCCGAUGCGACGCAGCCACCUAGCCCUAGCAAAGUAUAGACGUGAUCGUCCGGAUGUCUACCGCACGGCUGGACUAUUACCAUCGAACGGCAUCGAGUGGUGGAAGAUACGAUCGGAAUUGCAAAAGGGAUUGAGUUCGCCCCAAAGUGUUCGUAAUUUCCUACCGUUGACCGACAAAGUUACGCAAGAAUUUAUAUACCGUCUUAAACCAAACGAAAAGGAUGACGAUGUUGCCGAUUUCAUGCCAGCCAUUAGCCGGCUUAGCUUGGAGUUAAUCUGUCUCGUUGCAUUCGACGUUCGAUUGGAUAGUUUUUCGGACGAGCAGAUGCUUCCAAACUCUGUGUCAUCGCGCCUAAUAGAAGCAGCAGAGGUGACCAAUCAAAAUAUUUUACCUACCGAUCAAGGUUUUCAACUGUGGAAACUAUUUGAAACGCCGUCCUACAGGAAGCUUCGUGAAUCACAGCAAUUUAUGGAAAAAACUGCCGUUGAAUUGGUCUCUCAGAAACAACGAUACUUCGAUGAUGAGCGCCAAAAAAUGGCUUGCGGUCGACAGACCAGAUCCAGAUCACUGCUAGAGGAGUACCUUAAAAAUCCAAAUCUAGAGCUGAGCGAUUUAACUGGAAUGGCCGCUGAUCUACUAUUGGCUGGAGUUCAUACAACUGCUUACACUACUGGCUUUAUAUUGUACCAUUUAUGUUUAAAUCCAGAUGUACAGUCAAAAUUGUUCCGGGAAGCAGAAAAGUUAUUGCCCGAUCCCUGGACAAAUAGUAUCGAAGCAGCAGCGUUAAAUUCAGAAGCAUCUUACUGCCGUGCAGUACUGAAGGAAACUCUCCGCUUGAAUCCUAUUUCCGUUGGUGUAGGUCGGAUUUUAAACAAGGAUUCCAUUCUGGGAGGUUUUCAUGUACCCAAAGGUACCGUUGUGGUGACCCAGAACCUAAUCUCCUGCAGGCAGGAGCGUUACUUUAACAACGCGGCCCAAUUCUUCCCUGAUCGGUGGAUGCGCGGGACUAAGGAACCGGUGAAUCCCUACCUGGUGCUGCCUUUUGGGCACGGAAUGCGAGCCUGCAUUGCAAGAAGAAUGGCGGAGCAAAACAUGUUGGUGUUUCUGCUGCGGUUGAUAAGAUCGUUCGAGCUUGAAUGGGCAGGUAGCGUACCGAUGGACAUUGAAACGAAGCUUAUAAACCAGCCGGAUCAACCCAUCAAAAUAAGGUUUCGAGCCCGUGCGCCGUAGGGCAAAGCAGUUAAUGUGAUAUUUCCCAAGUGAACAACAAACGGAAUGUAAAAGAAAGGAUAAAAUUUUAUAUUGCAAUCAACUUUUCCAACUUCGAGUUACCUAACUAGAUACUUGCAAUUUGUCUUCCAUUUAUACAACUGUUUUACAAAAAAUAAUAAUGUGCUUGGAAAUAUAAAAACGGCAACAUAAU
Molecule: messenger RNA, 1855 nt
Organism: Sabethes cyaneus
Lineage: Eukaryota; Metazoa; Arthropoda; Insecta; Diptera; Culicidae
Gene: dib
Product: cytochrome P450 302a1, mitochondrial
Exons: 7
Coding region: 91-1662 (523 amino acids)
Molecular function (GO): oxidoreductase activity, acting on paired donors, with incorporation or reduction of molecular oxygen; heme binding; monooxygenase activity
Source: RefSeq, a predicted model, not a curated record